AUGUCUAAAAAAUUUGCAUCCGAACCAACGAAAAGAAUUCAAGAAAAGUUGAAUGAAUGUCAAUCUAAUCUACGGCAAAUAGAAACCGAAAAAAUGUAUUGGAAAAUUAAAUAUCAAGAAUCACAAGCCGAGAUUGAAAAAUUAAAAAAAGAAAAUGCUAGGCUUAAACAACAAAUAAUCGCUCUAGAAAAAAAAUAUGAUUCUGAUUUUCAAAGUUAUCAUCUUUUUCCAAAACCACAUGCGACAUUGAAUCCAUAUCCGGCAGCUAAUUUGUCAGAAGAUAAUAUUCUUCACCAAUUGGAAACUAUACAUAACAUAUCGACUGAUAUUUUUAAAAUUGAUAGUUUUUCAUUUAAUGAAGCUCGUCGAUUAGAAAGAGAAAUGCUUAGUCAAUGUUCAUCAAGUUGGUGGGAGAAGAGGAAUGUAAUUGUGUAUUUUUUAAUCGAUCCUUUAAUGGUAAUUAAUUUACAACCAAAGAAUGAUUCUUCACUUGAUUCUGGAUUGAUUGAUCCUCGUUUUUUCUUUCAAUUCAUAUCAUCUAUAUUCUAUGUUUGUCAGGGGCUUAAGGACCGUCCUUAUGAUCAUUUUAAAAAAAGCUCUUAA
Molecule: messenger RNA, 603 nt
Organism: Dermatophagoides farinae (American house dust mite)
Lineage: Eukaryota; Metazoa; Arthropoda; Arachnida; Sarcoptiformes; Pyroglyphidae
Source: RefSeq, a predicted model, not a curated record